This is a messenger RNA of Coregonus sp. 'balchen', 5877 nucleotides long. Lineage: Eukaryota; Metazoa; Chordata; Actinopteri; Salmoniformes; Salmonidae. The record is from the annotation of a GenBank genome assembly.
AUGGCGACUGGGGGUGGUGGCAGCGGCCCACCGUCCAAUCUUGAAGGAAGAGCAUCCAAUUUCGCGCAUUCUGGAGCGGGAAGAAAUGCUGGAGCGGCCUCGAAUAUGCCAGUCCCCGUGGUCGCAGCACCAAUCUCCCCCCCGUCGGGGGGCCUUCACCGGGAGCCUAUGUACAACUGGCAGGCCACAAAGAGCUCGGUAAAAGAGCGCUUCGCGUUUCUCUUCAAUAACGAACUGCUCAGCGACGUUAGGUUUAUUGUCGGUAAAGGUAGACAGGCGCAGAGGAUACCAGCGCAUAAAUUCGUCCUAGCUGCUGGUAGUGCAGUAUUUGACGCCAAUGUUCAACGGGGGAAUGGCCACCACCUCGGCCGAGAUAGAGUUACCUGAUGUGGAACCUGCAGCCUUCCUAGCCUUGCUAAGGUAACGUCUAUUGACCGAUCAUGCAGUGCACUGCGAUAUAAUAUAUUUAUAGAGAGGUGUUGUUGUUGUUACCUAACUAGCUAUAUUUGUUGCUCUUAUGUUAUGAGUUCUGACAUUGCAUUUUCUGUAUGUGAGUUGAUGAAACUGAUAUAAACAAGGCUCCUGGCUGAGCUAUGGCUACCGCUUCCUCAUUCUAAAUCUAUUGUCCAGAUUCCUUAACCAUUUUUUACAAAACAGGCUAGUAAUAAAAAUACUUCACAUGAUAAUUACCAACAGGUAAAAACAUUUUUUGCUCUUCUAUAUGCAAUGUCAAGCAUUUGUUUUAGAAGACAGACAUUUGGUGUUCUGGAAGCCAGUCCCCCCACCUUCUUUGACCACUUACUUUGUGUGUGUGUGUCCCUGCAGGUUCCUGUACUCUGACGAGGUCCACAUAGGACCAGAGACGGUGAUGACCACUCUGUAUACAGCGAAGAAAUAUGCCGUCCCUGCUCUGGAGACCCAGUGUGUGGAGUUCCUUACCAAACACCUCAGGGCAGACAACGCGUUCAUGCUACUCACUCAGGUAUAUAAGACUGGUAAUAUAACUCCUAUUGCAUAAACUAUUCUACAUAAUACUACUAUUCACUCAGGAAGUAUAAUGAUGGAUAAUCAUAACUAGCCUAGAGGCUAUGCUUCUCACUCAAAGAAUAUAAGAUUGAUGAUGUAGGCUGAUAUCAAAUAACCUAACCUGCCAUAUGCUUUUCACUCAGCAUAUAAUGUAGGAUACACUGGCCAGUGUAAAUAAAAUCCUCAUGUGGGUACUAAAUAAUAUGUGAGCUCUGCUCUAAAUAGAAUAAACUACUGUAGUUCAUCACAUAGAAAGAAUAGCCAGGAUGGUGUCUCUGCCAAUUCCUCUUGAGUAACAAUUCAGAACAGGGUGUACAAAACCCCCAAAACUAAGCCAUGACCGAAGAUAAUACACUGGCCUAGAUGACUUGGGUAGUACUACAGAAUAAACCAGCCUAAACACACUUCACUCUGUUCAUGUCCACUGUCCUAAGUAUUUUCAUAGGCCAAUGUGCUUCCAAAACAUCAAAAUAAAAUAUAUAUUCAAGAGAUCUCGUUUCCUAUUUUUGUCCUAUUGAGCGAGCAAGUUUGAUCCUAGAAUGUUGUAUAUCAAGUUAUGCUUUUAUCAAAUCAAUUGGACAUUCCCAGGGUGCUACUUGAACAGACAAUUUCCCCAUGUGUCUCAUGCUGAUGUGUCAUCUUGUACCGUGCUCAUUCUUUCUGCAGGCCAGACUAUUCGAUGAGCCUCAGCUUGCCAGCCUCUGUUUGGAAACGAUAGACAAAAGCACCGGUGAUGCCAUAAACGCAGAAGGAUUCACUGACAUUGACCUAGGUAUACAUGAGUAUGGGUUAUUAUUCACACAGGAACAAAUCCCAAUGAUAUACAGUGGAUGAUUUGGGUAAACGGUGGGGGUUAGCCUUCAUGCGUGCUUCUGAAGUAGUCAACUGGGUGGGACUUGCUAUGAGUUAAGGAAGAAGAACAGAAUUCCUUCCAGGUCAUCAGGAGGGGUCAGCAAAUGAAUUAAACUCCUGAGCAAACAUUCCAUAACUGCAGGUGGUAGUAGCUACAUCAACAAGCGUGGCUUUAUACCUGUUCAGACCUAUACACACUCAGUACAGUAGGUGGUGCUAUGCACCUUUUCAGUUAAUUUAUGAACCGCCAAUACACUCAUGGUAUUUGGUGUUUUAUUAGGAUCCCAUCAUAGAGGUAGUAGAAGAAAUUGACUACUUGUUUCUGGGUGCAUUCAGGAGACAAUCAAGUUGAACCUUUGACCCUAACUCCUUCCCUUUUUGUCAUACUGUGUAGACUAGGCCUAACGCUGAACCUGUGUUUUUAGAUACGCUGUGUGCGGUGCUGGAGAGAGACACCCUGGGGAUUCGCGAGAACCGUCUGUUUGGUGCGGUGGUGCGCUGGGCGGACGCCGAGUGUUACAGGCAACAGCUUCCCCUCACCUCUGAGAACAAACAGAAGGUUCUGGGCAAGGCCCUAACCCUCAUCCGCUUCCCACUCAUGACUGUGGAGGAGUUUGCCGCAGGUGGGCAUCUCUCUGUCUGGGACAUAAACACAGAGACGGAUGCACGUAAACAGAAAGACACAAACACACACACUGUAUCUACAUUAGUAGUUUAAAAUUUGAAAUAAGUAAGGACUCUGCUUUGUCAGAUUUCACAUAGCCUAAAUGUUAUUACUUUUUAAUAUGAGUAAGCACUGCUUUUCAUCAAGCUCAUUCUUGUAGAAUGUAAAUACUUGAAAAUACUUGUAACCUAGAAUUCCUAUAGAACAUAGAACGGUGUAUAAUCAUUUUAUAAAUGUGUUGUGUGUUUCUGCUGUCCAAAGAAUCCAGCCCUAGAAACCAGUUUGAUAUUCAUUCUUGUGCAACAGGGCCUGCCCAGUCUGAAACCAGUUUGAUAUGUUUUCUUGUGCAACAGGGCCUGCCCAGUCUGAAACCAGUUUGAUAUGUUUUCUUGUGCAACAGGGCCUGCCCAGUCUGAAACCAGUUUGAUAUUCAUUCUUGUGCAACAGGGCCUGCCCAGUCUGAAACCAGUUUGAUAUUCAUUCUUGUGCAACAGGGCCUGCCCAGUCUGAAACCAGUUUGAUAUUCAUUCUUGUGCAACAGGGCCUGCCCAGUCUGAAACCAGUUUGAUAUGUUUUCUUGUGCAACAGGGCCUGCCCAGUCUGAAACCAGUUUGAUAUUUUUUCUUGUGCAACAGGGCCUGCCCAGUCUGAAACCAGUUUGAUAUGUUUUCUUGUGCAACAGGGCCUGCCCAGUCUGAAACCAGUUUGAUAUGUUUUCUUGUGCAACAGGGCCUGCCCAGUCUGGAAUAUUGUUGGAUCGGGAGGUGGUAAAUCUGUUUUUACACUUUACAGUAAACCCCAAGCCGCGGGUAGACUACAUUGACAGGCCCCGCUGCUGCCUCCGCGGAAAGGAGGGCAGCGUUAGUAGGUUCCAGCAGGUUGAAAGUCGCUGGGGAUACAGUGGCACCAGUGACAGGAUCAGGUGAGACGGUGUACUUGCUUCUCUAAACUGUGACAAUGUCCUACUGGCCCCACAAACUAUAGAGACUAAAAGCCCUUGCACAGAAAUGUUUUUUAUUUUCUCAUCUGGAAAAGUUAGCAUGCAAAAAACCUGCCUCUUAUUUUUUACGUGCAAAUUAUUCAGAUGGAAAAACCGGACUUGGUAUGAAAAGAUAAACUAAUUCUAUGCUACAAACCAACACAGAUGAUGGUGUGUCAAAAGCAGCUGCAGUACAACUCUGGUUUAUCAUUUAAUAACAUAUAAGCCUUUUUCUACAGACCUCGGUGUAGAGGAACACUUAUGAGCGGCAGGUGGCCUAGUGGUUAGUGUUGGGCCAGUAAUGGAAAGGUUGCUGGUUCAAAACCCAGAGCCGACAAGGCUCUGUCGAUGUGCCCUUGAGGAAAGCACUUAACCUUAAUUGCUCCUGUAAGUCGCUCUGUAGAAGAGCGUAUGCUAAACGACAAUUCAUGUAAAAAAAUUUAUAAUAAUAAAUGAGUUCAACAUAUUUGAGGAGGGGGUUUGCUUCUGGCAGAGCCAUAAAAAAACUGCUGCCUCACUGUUUUACAGUGGUGGAACAUUUGAAUGCAAAUCAACACCCCAAAAAAGUUUUGAGAUGGUUGUUAUUCUAUUGCAAGGUAUGCUGUUAAAGGAGUCAACCAAUUGAAUUUGAGUGAUGGUCUUUCUCCAGCCUCAUACCUCUUCACCACACCCCCAUUGGUGGAGACUCUAUUGCAUGUGUUUUAAUAAAGGCAGUGUUAGUUUGUUUGAGGUUUCUAAAAGUAUCUUGUCAUUUCCAUCUCCUGCAGAUUUAAUGUAAAUAGAAGAAUAUCAGUAGUGGGGUUUGGACUGUAUGGGUCGAUCCACGGACCUACGGACUAUCAGGUUAAUAUACAGGUACGCAUUUAAUCGUUCAUUGAUUUAAUAAGGAUGUGGUAAUGAAUGAUGUUAUAUCUCCUGUGCUAUCAGCCUGGUAGCCAGAUGAAAUGUGUCCUGUUAGUGCUUCAGCCUCACAACAACUUCUCCAAUGUUCCUUACUGCGUAUGAAGCACUAAGAGAUCUGGUUACCAGGGUCGCCUUGAGUAGGGCACAUAGUAACAAAAUGUUUUGCAAUGAAAAACCAAAAACCUGGGUUAUUGGACAAGUUCAGGUAGUACCUUUCCGUUUCAAAACGUUUUUUACCCGGUUUGAACACGAUCCAGGUCAUUAUAGUGAAUUUGUUCAGAAAAGCUUUAAAAAAUAAUCGAUAUAUAUAUUUUUUUAAGCUAUAGUGCAAACAGUAAUUGACUAAUUGUUUCUGUCGUUUUCUGCAGAUUAUUGAGAGUGACAAAAGCCUAACACUAGCAACAAACGACACAGGCUUUAGCUGUGACGGAACAGCCAACACAUUCAGAGUCAUGUUCAAGGAGCCUGUGGAGAUUUUACCCAACGUUAGCUACACCGCUUGUGCAACCUUAAAGGUACGCUCACCCCACAACGACAGAAGCUGUGAUACUGAGUACUCAAAUGCAUGUUUACAAACAAACAAUAGGUUAUUGUGUUUUCUUUUUAUGAAUUUGAACUUUGCCUCUGCUGCUAACAGCAGCAUGUUUAUUAUAGACAUUGAAUCAAAUGUUGUUAUUGCAAACUAGUUUUGGUUGGUAUUCUACUAGAUUAUCAACCCUGUGUGACCACAGUUGAGAAUUUGUAAUGAACAUUUAAUUGUCAUCUCAUCUUAAAGGGAUUGUUCACACAAAACAAAACUAUAAACAAAUAUUCCACUGUUAAUACAAUCCCCAAAAUCUUUGUCAAGCUUUCAAGGUGUAGCACUUUCAGUACAGAGCAAAAACGGUGAGUUUCUCCAUCAUAACAAUCCACGUGCCUUCUGUAGGGCCCGGACUCUCACUAUGGCACUAAAGGGUUCAAGAAAGUGAGCCAGGAGUCCGCCACGGGGACCAAGACCACCUUUUUCUUUUUCAGUUCUCCUGGGAACAACAACGGCACGUCGGUGGAGGACGGACAGAUCCCGGAGAUCAUCUACUACACCUAGACAACGCCUCACCACACCUGGGUCCUGUUCAGUUGGGCCAAAACGUUUAGAAACUGGGGCGGUCCUACCCGGACUCGUUCAUUUUGGUUUCCGUUGCAACUCUUUACAAAAAAAAUAUUUUCGUUGCUUGCACUAUUAAACACGACUCCCUAGUAAACACGACUGGGUUGUGUUCAGUAGGCAAACUUGGAACGUUGCAGCUAGAAAUGUCACGAAUAGAGAUGACGUGAUGCCUUAUUCUCAUUGCGGCAUGUUUGUUCUAGAUGUAUUUCUAUCUAAACGUUCCACAACGUUGUGCCCUGCUGAACAAUGCCCUGGAUCAGGUAGACACCAUCUACCACACCUAAACCAGGGGGGCCAUGUUCAGUA